GCAUCAAGCUACCGUAGCGUCAUAGAUCCAGCGUCUUAUCUUCAGUUGGGAUCGAAACCCCUCUUUUUGAACGCGCUUGGAUGACGUCGACGCGUACACCCGUCACCAACCGCAGCACAGCAUCGCAUCAAGCUACAGUGCCGUUGCCGGCAUGGUAGAAUCACGCGAUAGAGACGAGGUGGAAGCGCGCGCGGGGUUGACGGAUGUCAAAUACGCAACGGCAAAGAAGUUGGGUGUGAAGAGUAUCGCGAUUUACUCAGAGGCGGAUGCAGCGAGCCAACACAUUCGAGAUGCCAGCGAGGCUGUGCUCCUGCCUGGCAGCAACGCGACUGCCUACACGGACGAAGAGGCAAUCUUUAAAAUCGCAAAGGAGAAAGGUGCGGAUUCCAUCGUUCCGGGCUAUGGCUUCUUCUCAGAGAACGCACCUUUCGCUCGGCAAGUAAGCGAGGCAGACCUUGCUUGGGUUGGACCUUCCCCUGAAGCAAUCGAAGCUUUGGGUGUCAAACAUACAGCAAGAGACCUCGCCACCAAAGCUGAUAUCCCAAUCAUUCCCGGAACGAAAGGGCUCGUCAAUAAUGAGGAUGAUACUGUAACACAGGCAGAGCAGAUAUGCUUUCCGAUCAUGCUCAAGGCGACAGGUGGUGGUGGAGGUAUGGGACUGAUCGUUUGCGUCGAUGUCAAAGAGGUGCGAGAGGGGUUCAAGAUGGUGCAGCCGCGAGGACAGACACUGUUCAAGAACCCUGGUGUCUUCAUUGAGCGUUACUUCCCGGCCAGCCAUCACAUCGAAGUACAGGUCUUCGGCAAUGGCUUGGGCCAGGCCGUUCACUUUGGCGAGCGACGACAUCAAAAGCUCAUCGAAGAAUGUCCAAGUCUUUUCGUUAAGAGACACCCCGAGCUACGACAAAAACUGGGCGAUGCCGCUGUCCGACUAUCAGAGUCCAUCAAGUACGGAUCAGCGGGGACGAUUGAAUACUUGGUGAACGACAAGACAGGUGACUUCUUCUUCUUGGAGAUGAAUACGCGUCUCCAGUUUGAACACGGAAUCACUGAACUCUGUUACGAUGCCGAUCUUGUUGAGCUUAUGCUGAGGCAAGCAGAUGCCCAACUUGCCGGCAAGGGUGGUAUAGAAGGGUCCAUGUUGAAGCAAAUGCAACCGUCGGAACCUUCUAGUGCAGCGACUGAAGCUCGUAUCUAUGCCGAAAACCCCUUGCAAGACUACGCUCCUUCACCAGAUCCCCUGAUAGCGAAGGCGAUGGCUCAUUCCCAGGAUCGCGGCGAUACCAUAGCCAAGAUGAAAGAGCUCUUGACUGGCUCGCUGAUUGCCGGGCCGCCCACCAACUUGGAGUUCCUGGUGCAGAUACUGGAAGACUCGAGAUUUGUAUCUGGAGACACAAUAACAAGUUUCCUACAGGAUUUCAACUUUACACCGCACGCAAUAGACGUAAUCUCGGCUGGAGCCUACACCCUCAUCCAAGACCUUCCCGGAAGACCAACGGUUGGCAAAGGUAUUCCUCACUCCGGGCCUAUGGACUCUAUGGCCUUCCAGAUUGCGAACAUGCUUGUAGGCAAUCCUCGUGAGACUGAGGAGCUCGAGAUCACGCUCAGCGGGCCUGAACUUCGAUUCAUUGGAUCUGCUAUCGUCGCGCUUUGUGGCGCGCCAAUGGAAUUAACUCUGGAUGAUGAAGAGUUUUCGAUGUGGACGAAUACUACUGCUGGCGGCCGUCGUUCAUCCCUUGCCAUUCAUGGUGGCUUGCCAGCUGUUGCAAACUAUUUCGGUUCUAAAUCGACCUCUCCUUUGGUAGCGAUCGGUGGCUAUCAGGGUCGACAGUUGGCUCCGGGAGAUCUACUUCAGAUCAAAGCGGACCUGCCAAAAGACAUCGAGACUGUGAUAUUGCCAGAACGAUUGCGUCUCAGUUACAGGACCGACUGGGAGAUCUCAGCAAUGGUGGGACCCCAUGAUGAAGGCUACUUUGCGCCUGAGGAUAUCAAGAUGAUCUACGACACGAAGUGGAAGGUCUCACACAACGCUUCUCGUAGCGGCAUUCGACUUGUUGGCCUAGUGCCUAAGUGGGCACGAAAAGAUGGUGGCGAAGGCGGUGCGCAUCCCAGUAACUUGGUCGAACAUGGCUACCCUCUGGGCACACUAAACUGGACGGGUGACGAUCCUUGCAUCUUCCCCGUAGACUGCCCCAACUUCGGUGGAUUCACAAGCAGUACCACUGUUGUGAGAACUGACUGGUGGAAGCUAGGACAGCUCAAGGCUGGCAACACGCUGAAGUAUGUCAAGAUCGGCCUGGAGGAUGCUCUCAGGAAGAGAAAACGAAACGACAAGUUCUUAGACUCCCUACAGCAAGCCAUUCAGGGCGAUGGUGGCCUUGACAAGAUCGGUAGCCUCCAAGCUGGCCAUGUCGACUACCACCAAGGCGAGAUCGGCAAGGCAGUCAUUUGGGAGAAAGCAGCGACUACCGAUACUCCGCAGGGUGGAGAUGACCAUCUCCUUGUCGAGUACGGCAACGAAUCCUUCGACCUCAAUCAUCGAUGUCGCGUGACCGUGCUUGAGAAUGCCCUGAACCCUUCCAAUUCGCCUGGGACUAUCAAGAAUAGUCUCUACAACACAGUCGGUUGCUGUACAACGCUUCUCAUCUACUACAACGGUGCCAAGCUACCUCGCAGCGAGCUUGUGACAUACUUGCAGAACAUCGAAGAAUUUUUCGGGGACUUGCGAUCGACCAAGGUACCUACGAGGAUUUUCAGGCUUCCCAUCAGCUUCGAAUCAAAACUACAGGAUGAAGCCACUCAGCGCUACAUGAACAUCCAACGCCCUCACGCUCCCUACCUUCCUGAUGACCUGUCUUUCGUCGCAAAGAACAACAAUUUCACACCUCAACAGCUCAAGGAUAUAUACCUGAAGGGGCAGUUCAUGGCGGUCGUUGUAGGCUUCUUCUGUGGUAAUACUGUCUCUCUGCCAGUCGACCCUCGGCAACGCAUGAAUGCACCGAAGAUGAACCCCUCGCGUGUGUUCACACCAGAAGGCACAGUUGGCUGGGCAGGAAGCUGUAUGUCCAUCUAUCCCGCCGACUCCCCCGGAGGAUACCAGAUGAUCGGCCGAACCGUGCCGUGCUUUGACUACUAUGCGCAAAAGCCAAGCUUCAAGAACCCCUGGAUCUUCCGAGACUUCGACAUCCUCACGUACUAUCAAGUCAGUGAGGAAAAGCUCGAUGAUCUUCUUGGCAAAUUCAGAGCCGGCAAGUUCACAUUCGACUACGAGGACAUAGAGUUCGACAUGGCCGAACACAACAAGAUGCUACAGGAUAGCGCUGAAGAGGUUCAGAAAAUCCGUGCUAAGCAGGCCGAGGCCUAAGAUGAGAUGACAAAAGCCGAGAAUGAGUCAUUCGCGCGUUGGCAGAAAGAGAAGACCGAGUGCCAGGUUGAUGAGUAUACUGUUGAGAAACUGUUAGAUGACCCCAACGUCACCUCUGUCGAGGCACCCGUUGAUGCCAACGUGCGGAAAGUAGAAGCCGAGGAAGGUGACACAGUGAAGAGGGAGCUGUUUUAGGUUUUAUGGAGAACAUUUGAGGAACUCAGCUGACCAUGCAGAUUGUGAUCCUCGAGGCCAUGAAGCUAGAAAUUGCGGUGAAGACGCCAG
This is a messenger RNA of Didymella exigua CBS 183.55, 3646 nucleotides long. RefSeq names its product AHS2-domain-containing protein. The transcript is spliced from 5 exons. Lineage: Eukaryota; Fungi; Ascomycota; Dothideomycetes; Pleosporales; Didymellaceae. The record is from RefSeq and is a predicted model, not a curated record. Bases 152 to 3361 code for a protein of 1069 amino acids. Gene Ontology annotation, molecular function: ATP binding; metal ion binding.